ACAUCUGUUCCGAGGCGAGAGGAGAGCCGCGGCAGCGUUUUUCCACUGUAACAUUACUGUAUGAGAGACUGCACCGACAAACAACGCCUCCUGCACGGCGUAGAUAGAUUAUUUUGAUUUAUUUGUAAUCCUAGUUGGUUGAUUUUUUUUAUUUGGCAGGGUGCUCCAGCUCGUCACCAUGACAGCCCUGUCGCUGCUUUUGAUGGCCGUGUCGGUCGCAUCUGUACUGGCUGAGUCCACUGUGUAUUUCCGAGAACAAUUUGAAGAUGGGGAUGCCUGGAAGAGUCGCUGGGUGGAAUCCAAGCACAAGUCGGACUACGGCAUGUUUGUCCUGACUGCAGGGAAGUUCUAUGGAGAUGCAGAGAAAGACAAAGGUCUUCAGACAAGCCAGGACGCCCGCUUCUACGCCAUGUCAUCCCGUUUUGAUGACUUCAACAACCAGGGCGAGCCUCUAAUCAUCCAGUUCACUGUGAAACACGAGCAGAGCAUUGACUGUGGUGGAGGCUACAUUAAACUGUUCCCCUCCAGCCUCAACCAGGAGGACAUGCAUGGAGACUCCGUCUACAACAUCAUGUUUGGUCCUGAUAUUUGUGGGCCCGGCACAAAGAAGGUUCAUGUCAUCUUUAACUACAAAGGCAAGAACCAUCUGAUUAACAAGGACAUCAGAUGCAAGGAUGAUGAGUACACUCACCUGUACACACUGAUUGUCAACCCUGACAACACUUACGAGGUCAAGAUCGACAAUAAGAAGGUUGAGUCUGGCAGUCUGGAGGAUGACUGGGACUUCCUGCCUCCCAAAAAAAUUAAGGACCCCGAAGCCAAAAAGCCAGAAGACUGGGAUGACAGGGAGAAGAUUCCUGACCCCGACGAUAAGAAACCAGAGGACUGGGACAAGUCCGAGAACAUCCCAGAUCCUGAUGCUAAGAAGCCUGAUGACUGGGAUGACGAGAUGGACGGAGAGUGGGAGCCGCCUAUGGUCACUAACCCUGAUUACAAGGGUGAGUGGAAGCCCAGAGAGAUCAACAAUCCUGCCUACAAAGGCAAGUGGAUCCACCCUGAGAUUGACAACCCGGAGUACACAGCCGAUUCUGAGAUCUAUAAAUACGACAGCAUUGGUGUGAUUGGACUCGACUUGUGGCAGGUCAAGUCUGGCACUGUCUUCGAUAACUUCCUGAUCACCAAUGACCCAAACCUGGCAGAGGAAGUGGGCAACGACACAUGGGGUAAAACUAAGGAUGCAGAGAAGAAGAUGAAGGAAAGCCAAGAGGAGGAGGAGAGAAAGAAACGCGAGGAGGAGGACAAGCAGAGGAGAGAAGAGGCAAAGGAGGAAGAUGAGGAGGAAGAGAAGGAUGAGGAGGAGGAGGAGGAGGAAGAUGAAGAAGAGGAUGAGGGGGAAGAGCAGGAGGAGGAAGAAGAGGACGAUGAAGGCACAGACUCUAAACUCAAGGAUGAGUUAUAAACUCCUUGCAGGAACUGCUCAGAAAAUAACCAGACUGUCUGUGUCAAUGAGCCAUUGGAACGAGGCUGGAGACUGAGAUGAUAGACCCUCAUAACUGACACCCUGGGUUGGGGGUUGGGUGGGAUGGGGGUUUUCGUUUCUUUGUUUGUUUACAAAGCAAGGGAGUAGGUGAAAAGGGGCAAUUAUUGGUCUGUUUCCAUGUGCUACUACUACUACUACUACUACUACAACUAUUAUUAUUAUUAUUAUUAAAUGAGGAAUAGUAAUAGGAAAAAAAUGAAGAUGUCAUAACGAAUGUCAAGACAGGAGAAAAUCAAAUUAAAUCGUUUCGCAGUUUAUACCCAACAGAAAUAUAUAAAUUGUCAUUUGCGUUCAGCAAAAAUCUGGGUUUUUAUGAAGUAUAAUGUUGUGGUGACAUGAAAAAAAAAAGCUAUGUUUGGUUUGUGGAUGAUACAAUGAAAAUGUUUUGUUUACCUCAUGUUUGUCUUAUUAAUCUGUGUCACAUUUUUGUUAUUUGAGGUUUUUUUUUUGUUAAUCUUUUGCAGUCAAGUCAUAUCACUUUGUCUCAAGAUCCCCUCGCGGUCCCAUUAUAAAGCUACGUCAAUCUCAAAGGAUUUGACAGGGUCGGGCAUCAUCAUGCAGGUUAUCUCGCCUGCUCUUAAUUAAACCGCUGAUUCAAACGAGGGUCAACAGCAUGGGGACAAGAGUGCAUCAGGAUUGACUAUAUUUGACAAUAAAGCCGUCGUCCAUAGGAUGGUAUUUUGGGGUGCUCUAAGAUUAAAUCCCUUGCAUAGUUUUGUACUGUAUAGUUAACACUUUUUCACUUCAAUGCACAUACUGUAGUCUUUCUGUGUCUAAAUAAACUGUGCUCAAAUUCAGAUGUACAUUAAAGAGCACUCCAGUAGCAGGAAAGCUUCCUUUCAUUUGGUACGUGUUCACUUUAGGUUUACUCGUAGUUGGCGUACACAACCAGUUUCCUCAUUUAUGAUGCUAAUAUCUCUGCACUGCUGUAACCCAACACACUGUCCCCAACAGUCUGAGAGAUGAUCCUUUUGUAAAAGACACAUUUUGUACUAAUGGUAGUAAUUGAAGCGGGACGAUUUUCAUGUUGCUGUGUAAAAAAACAAAACAAAGACAGGUGAUCUGUCCAAUAAAACAACCAGAAGAAAACAAA
This is a messenger RNA of Dicentrarchus labrax (European seabass), 2633 nucleotides long. It is a transcript of the gene calr, whose product is annotated as calreticulin. Gene Ontology annotation, biological process: protein folding. Gene Ontology annotation, cellular component: endoplasmic reticulum; endoplasmic reticulum membrane. The record is from RefSeq and is a predicted model, not a curated record. The coding region runs from base 179 to 1459 and encodes 426 amino acids. Gene Ontology annotation, molecular function: calcium ion binding. The transcript is spliced from 9 exons. Lineage: Eukaryota; Metazoa; Chordata; Actinopteri; Moronidae.